AUGAUGGAUAACGUCAACCUUGUGGCGUUUAAUCUCGUUUCACUGUGCUUCUUCAUCAUUUUGGCUACCGGAUGUGCGAGUCGAAAAAAGAACCCGAACGAUGUGAUUUCAGCAUCAGAUGUGAACUCUCAAAAGAAUACGGAUGCACUUUCGGAGAAAACUAGUGGAGCUACGAGAACAAUGAAAAAAUUGGGUGUAGAACAAAAGCCGAUCAAGAACAACAUGAGUCGAGAUGCCACUACGCCAGAAAUCGUUAAAAGCAAGGAUGCAUCAACUCCGGAGAAAAAGGCAGAUCCUCAGAACACGGAAAACGAACCAAACCUGGAAAAUGCUAUGAAAGAAACCAAAACGGCCGCUGAAGACGAAGAAGAAGCGAAGAAUUUGAAAGACAAAAGACGAGAAGAAAUGACGACGCUUGUGGCAGCUGGAGCAGCACUACUUGUCCCUGCUUCAAAAGAAGUGCCAACGAAAUCAGCUGAUGAGUUAGUCCUCAAGACAGCACAAGGAACAACCAAAGGCACAGAGAAGACGGAUGCAACGGUCAAAGUGAAGAAAUAUGAAGGUGAGUUGGAAGUAAACCCUCUACAAUUGACGUGGGAACAAAAAGAGAUGACACAAAAGUUAAUCAUUUCAAACAAGAAGGCCGCUCAAAUCUACGUGGUCAAGUUGAAAUGCUCGGACAACACGACUUUCAAGAUUCAACCGGUUUAUGGAAGUGUUGCUGUUGGCGGGGAUCUAGAGAUAUUCAUCACUCAAACAGUUCCUCCUGCAAAACGACCCAACAAACUUGUAAUUGAUGUCAUCAAAUUGGACAAGGCAGAAAGUGCCAGCGAUUCGGGAAAGGUUGCGGAAGUGUUCAAGCGAGAAGACGUUCAAAAAGAUUCAAUCAUCGUGCCGCUGCUCAUCAAA
Mesorhabditis belari is the source of this 909-nucleotide messenger RNA. The record is from the annotation of a GenBank genome assembly. Lineage: Eukaryota; Metazoa; Nematoda; Chromadorea; Rhabditida; Rhabditidae.